AUGACUAUUGUAUUAAUAAUUAUUAGUAUUGUUCUAUUAAUUAGUGGAUUAUUAAUUGCUAUUUGUCUUGUUCGAUAUUCAAGUAUAUUCAGAAAAUCUUCAUCAAACUUAAUAGAUAAUAAUCUUGUUAAAUCUCAAAUAAAUCCAUUAUCACAAAUAUCAAUGAUAUCUCAUUCAAAUCCUAUAACAAAUAAUUUUCAAUCUGGAAAUCAAAUUACUCUUGAAGAGAAAGAAUCAUCAAUUUCUAUCUCUCAAACAUCAUCAUUAUUUAUGCCAUCAAAAAUUUCAUGGAAAAAUGAGAAUUUUAUUUCUGAUGAAUCUUUUCAAGAUACUAAACAUCAUCAUGAUUAUUCUGAAUGUUUAAGACUUGGUUCGCUACUUAUUGAUAGACCACUAGGUAUUGCUAUGCAGCCAUUAGAUGCUAUGGGUCCAGUACUCAUGAAAUUCAAUAUGUGUGAACAACAUUGGAUCAGACCUGAUGAUCAAUGA
Rotaria sordida is the source of this 489-nucleotide messenger RNA. Lineage: Eukaryota; Metazoa; Rotifera; Eurotatoria; Philodinida; Philodinidae. The record is from the annotation of a GenBank genome assembly.